Messenger RNA from Myripristis murdjan (pinecone soldierfish), 1147 nucleotides. RefSeq names its product mitochondrial ribosomal protein S28 (gene mrps28). Bases 16 to 687 code for a protein of 223 amino acids. The transcript has a single exon. The record is from RefSeq and is a predicted model, not a curated record. NCBI's taxonomy places the organism in Eukaryota, Metazoa, Chordata, Actinopteri, Holocentriformes, Holocentridae. Gene Ontology annotation, cellular component: mitochondrial small ribosomal subunit.
CAAAAUUCAACGUAAAUGACUGUAACCAUUCCCUCCUCCACCAGGGGGCGCUGUCACGACACUACUCCCAACAGAAACGUCACGCCGGAAGUUACGUGUGGUGGACACAGAGCCAACAUGGCGGCGUUGUGUAAGGUUGUUUGCAGCGUGAGGACGGCGAGCCGCCGUUUGAGCACCACCAGGUGUUUUUACAGCUCCGAGCCCGCGGAGCCGUCCGGAGCCGCCGGGCGGCCCGGGGCGGAGCAGGCCGCCGAGCAGAGGCCCAGGUCCGGCUUCGCCGCGGCCUUCGAGGCGCAGGCUGACCUGCGGAGGCGCGACGCGGCGGGCGCCGGGAGGAGCGGCUCCUCCGCCGGGGAGGAGAGGUCGUUCGCGUCGCUGCUGCGCCGCUCCCCGCUGGUCCAGAUGGGCCCGGCCAAGGACAAGGUGGUGGUGGGGAGGAUCUUCCACGUCGUCCAGGAUGAUCUCUACAUCGACUUCGGAGCCAAGUUCCACUGCGUGUGCAAGCGGCCGGCGGCGGACGGGGAGCGGUUCCAGCGGGGCAGCAGGGUCCGGCUGCGGCUGGAGGACCUGGAGCUCACCGGCCGCUUCCUGGGAGCCAGCACCGACACCACGCUGCUGGAGGCCCGGGCCGUGCUGCUGGGCCUGGCCGAGCCACGGGACACCAAGCCCCGGGACGGCCCCAACUGACACGGCGGGGCAGGGAAGGUCUGGAGACGAACUGAGAACCCAUGGAGACCUGGACCCGGAGCUGAGGUCCACCUGAGGAGCAGGUGGUGCCGCACAGACUGACGGCUCACACUGUGUGCACUCACACUGAGCAGGGACACACUCACAUGUGGACAUGUGAAAUAACUUUAUUCUGACAUUAUUUAAGGAAUUAAAAGUCUUGUGUUCAGCUGUGGUGCUCUGUGUGUGUGUGUGUGUGUGUGUGUGUGUGUGUGUGUGUGUGUGUGUGUGUGUGUGUGAGGUUUUAUUUUGUGGGACUGUGACACAGAUGUGCACAAGUUUCCCUGCUUUCACAAGUAAAUCUGCCCUGCUUGUAAUUCUCCUUCAGCGCUGUGUGCCCUCUGUGGUCAGGCUGCUGUGACCUUUGACCUCCUGGCUUGUUGCUGAUGUUGAAUAAAUCUGUGAUUGUGAAAGUCUGGCA